Messenger RNA from Kwoniella shivajii, 996 nucleotides. RefSeq lists its product as uncharacterized. The transcript has 7 exons. The record is from RefSeq and is a predicted model, not a curated record. Bases 1 to 996 code for a protein of 331 amino acids. Lineage: Eukaryota; Fungi; Basidiomycota; Tremellomycetes; Tremellales; Cryptococcaceae.
AUGACUGAUAGCUCUCACGCGCUCAGUAAAACAGUUCUCGGUGGAGAUGCUCUCAAAGUCUCUCAGUUAUUCGACAUCAGAGGUUGGGUUGCUAUUGUCACUGGUGGAGGAACAGGUUUAGGACUUGUCACAGCAGCUGCCUUGGCUGCCAAUGGUGCGAAAGUAUAUAUCACUGGAAGAAGGCUAGAGCCUCUUCAAGAAGCUGCUGUGAAUGCUGCACCUAAAGAAGGUGGUGGAGAAUUGAUUCCUAUACAAGCGGAUGCUAGUACCAAAGAAGGGAUCCAGAAGAUGAGAGAGACCAUCGAAAGUAAAGAGAAAUUUGUGAACGUUUUGAUCAAUAAUCAUGGUGUUUCCUUUGGACACGCAGACCCAAAUGCUGUUGAUCAAACUCCAGAAGCUCUAGCUAAAGAGAUGUUUGACAAUGAGACUUUUGACAACUGGCUCAAUGCAUAUCAAAUAAACACCGCUUCAUACUAUUUCACAUCGUUUGCUUUCCUUCCAUUAUUAGCAGCGGCCAAGACUAUUGGCGGGUUCCCGGAACCUGGCAAUAUCCUUAACCUCGGAUCUGUUAGUGGAAUGACAAAAACAAGUCAAAAAGGACAAUUCAGUUAUAAUGCCAAUAAAGCCGCUACUAUAUCCCUUUCUCAUCAAUUAGCCACUGAAUUUGCUCGACGAAAUCUCAAUGUCAGAGUAAACGUGAUUUGUCCUGGAUAUUUCCCAUCUGGAAUGAACGCAAUGGAAGAACAACAUCUAGGUGAUUCAAAUCAUGACUAUGUUAGGAAAAGAUGGGGAACACCCCUUGGAAGAGCUGGAAAUGCGGUUGACUACGCUCAGUGCAUCUUCUCACUUAUUGCGAACCAAUAUAUCACUGGGGCAGAGUUGGUCAUUGAUGGUGGAUGGCUUCUGGUACAAGGUGAGUCAUAUCGAUCGACUUCACACCAAAUUGAAACUCCAAAUCUGUGGCUUACAUUCACGAAAAAACAUAUAGCCUUCUAA